Molecule: messenger RNA, 2514 nt
Organism: Penicillium maclennaniae
Lineage: Eukaryota; Fungi; Ascomycota; Eurotiomycetes; Eurotiales; Aspergillaceae
Product: putative DNA ligase I
Exons: 1
Coding region: 1-2514 (837 amino acids)
Biological process (GO): DNA biosynthetic process; double-strand break repair via alternative nonhomologous end joining; lagging strand elongation
Cellular component (GO): DNA ligase III-XRCC1 complex
Molecular function (GO): DNA ligase (ATP) activity; DNA binding; ATP binding
Source: RefSeq, a predicted model, not a curated record
AUGUCCAGUCCGGCCAAAAAGCGCAAGCGGAAUGGCGAAUCUUCGCAGAAUACUCGCAGUAUCGAAUCGUUUUUCAAGGGUCAAGCUACUAGGCCCAAUCCAGAGCAUGAGCCUGAUGUCAGUGAUCAGACGCUAUCGGACGAAGCUUUAGCUCGCAAGCUUCAAGCCGAGUGGGAUCAAGAAGAAGACGCCCAGAGCUCACUUGCAAAUGGCGAUCAAGCGGCAUCAGCUGUAUCAGCAGCAUCUGAGACCAGCACAGCUCCAUUAGCGCUUUCAACACCCGCCGAGGCGACCCCAGAGGCUCCGAUGGUACCAAAGAAGAACACACUAUCAUUGCAGUCAUCUACUGGCACAGAGGAUACAGUUGCCCUUGCUGUUCCAUUUGAUCAAAAUCCACAAACGUUCGAUGCGACCAAAUACGCCCACGACCUGCGGUCGCGUUGGGCCAGCGAAGGCGGCGAUGCUUCCUACGCGUUGCUGACAAGGGCAUUUGUCCUCGCCAAUGCCACGACCAGCCGAAUAAAGAUCGUUGAUACCCUUGUCAACUUCUUACGGGUCUUGAUCGAAGGAGAUCCGUCUAGCCUUCUUCCUGCUGUGUGGUUAGCAACCAAUUCCAUCUCCCCUCCCUAUGACGAGUCAGAGCUCGGGUUAGGAGGUUCGUCUAUCUCCAAGGCUUUCAAGAAGAUUUACGGUCUUGAUAGUCAGGGCCUCAAGACCCUCUAUGACAAACACGGAGAUGCUGGCGAUGUUGCAUUCGAAGCCAAGAAGAGACAGAGUUUCACUCUAGUCAGGCCUAAGCCACUCAAGAUCAAGGGGGUUUACGAAUCACUUCUCAAGAUUGCCAGAAGCAAGGGCUCUGGUAGUCAAGAGACAAAACAACGAAUCGUUGAAAAGUUACUGCAAGAUACCCGAGGCGCCGAAGAGAGCCGGUACAUUGUGCGGACUUUGGUACAAAAUCUGCGGAUUGGCGCUGUCAAAACAACAAUGCUUAUUGCUCUUGCGCGUGCAUUCCUUUACUCUAAGCCAGAAGGUGCUGAAUUCACGAUUCUACCGCAGAAGGAAUUAGCUAGUCUAAAAAAAGAUCAGCUUGCUGAAAUAUAUUCCAACGCUGAAGAGAUUGUCAAAGCAUCAUAUGCCAGACACCCGAACUAUAACGAUCUCGUGCCCAGUCUUCUCGAGAUCGGCGUGACUGAUGAGCUUUUGAUCCGAUGUGGUCUUGCACUUCAUAUUCCCCUCCGACCAAUGCUGGGCAGUAUCACAAGAGAUCUUUCGGAUAUGUUGACGAAGCUUCAAGGACGAGACUUCAGCUGUGAAUACAAAUAUGAUGGACAACGAGCUCAGGUACAUUGCGACGAGCAAGGGAAGGUCUCCAUAUUUUCCCGCCAUCUCGAGCUCAUGACGGAGAAAUAUCCAGACCUUGUGUCUUUGGUGCCCCAAAUCCGAGGGGAAGGCGUCUCCAGUUUUAUUCUAGAAGGAGAAGUUGUCGCAGUAGACAGCGAGACCGGUGACCUGCAGCCCUUCCAGACCCUUUCCAAUCGCGCAAAGAAGAACGUCGAAAUCGGAGCCAUCACCGUCAAUGUAUGUCUUUUCUCAUUCGACUUGAUGUACCUUAACGGUGAACCGCUUAUGGAUCGACCAUUCCGCGAGCGCCGGGUGCUUCUCCGCAGCCUAUUCAUCGAAAUCCCCAACAGAUUCACCUGGGUCAAACAUCUAGAUGCGACAUCUGCAGAUUCCGAGACCGUGUUGGAAUUCUUCAAAGGAGCCACAGACGCCAAAUGCGAAGGUAUCAUGGUUAAGGUCUUGGACAACACGAUAAUUCCCACCGCGAACAAAGACGAAACGGCUUCCAUCACCAACGAUCUAGAUGUAGAAGCUCCCGCUCCAGCAGUAACCGAAGGCAACAGCACGAAACAGCCUAAAGAAAAAACCACUAGACGCAAAGCCCUCCUAUCGACCUAUGAGCCCGACAAACGCCUCGAAUCUUGGCUCAAAGUAAAAAAGGACUACAGCACAUCUUCCGAAACACCCGAUCUAAUCCCAAUAGCUGGAUGGCACGGGCAAGGCCGCAAAGCAAAAUGGUGGUCCCCGAUCCUCCUCGCAGUGCGCAACCCUGAAUCCGGAGCUCUCGAAGCCGUGACGAAAUGCAUGUCAGGCUUCACCGACAAAUUCUACCAAGCCAACAAAGAGAAAUACGCUGAAGGCAGUCCCAAUGUAAUCUCGCGGCCUGCUUAUGUGGACUAUUACGGCUCGCCGGACGUCUGGUUCGAGCCUCAGGAAGUGUGGGAAACGGCCUUUGCGGAUAUUACGCUCAGUCCGACGUAUACGGCCGCUAUUGGAUUAGUCAGUGAGGAGCGGGGGCUGAGUUUGCGGUUUCCGAGGUUUUUGAAGGUGCGGGAGGAUAAGAGCAUUGAUGAGGCAACAAGCUGUGAUUAUCUUGCGUUGCUUUGGAGGAAGCAGGCGGAGAAGGCGAAGGUUGAGGGGGUGGAGGAAGAACUUGGAUGGCAGGAAGAUUGA